ACCAAAGCAGCGGUGUUCAAAUCCCAGUCCUCCAGGUCCGACCGAUUUUCCACUAUUCUCUUACUUGAGAGUUACAUUAAUCAUUUAAUCAACUAAAAGCGAGUACAACCUACACCAUCGGAUUUGGAUUCGAGGUCCAGAUUUGAAUACCACUGACAUAAAGACUCUAGCGUCAGAGAACAAGGUACGGAGCGCACCAACAUGACAGAGUUCUGGAAGGAGCAUUCCCAGAGUGCAACAGUCGAGGAGAUGAUGCUGGACUCCAAUGCCCAGCAGCUCACGCAAUACGAGCUCCCCGAGAUACUGGAGCUGCUGCCCAGCUUGGACGGCCUGGACGUCCUGGAGCUGGGAGCCGGCAUUGGGCGCUACACAAGUCACCUCAUUGGCAAAGUGAAUCAUGUGACAGCUGUAGACUUUAUGGAGAACUUUGUGGAAAAGAACAGAAAAGACAACAGUCACCUUGGCAAUGCAAAGUUCAUUCAAGCUGAUGUCACACAACUAGAGCUGGCAAAAAGCAGUUUUGACUUGAUCUUCUCUAACUGGCUUCUGAUGUAUCUGAGUGAAGAAGAACUGAUCUCAUUGGAAAAGAAGAUGCUGUCUUGGCUCCGCCCAGGAGGUUACCUCUUCUUCAGAGAGUCCUGCUUCCACCAAUCAGGAGAUUGUAAGAGAGAUUUUAACCCCACCCACUACCGUACACCUGCUCAUUAUAACCACCUGAUGACAUCUGUGACAUGGGAGGAGUCUGGAGAACAGGGCAUUCACAUCUACGGCUUUGACACCAUCCUCAGCAGAAAUGUGCACACCUACAUCAAGAUGAAGAAGAACCAGAACCAGGUGUGCUGGCUGAUGCAGAAGGCUCGUCGGGACGUGGUCCAGCAAAGCCAGGGUGGCUUCAGCACCUUCCAGCAGUUCCUGGACAACCAGCAGUACUCUCGCAAGGGCAUCUUGCGCUAUGAGAAGAUGUUCGGCUCCGGCUAUGUCAGCACUGGCGGACCCAGCACCACCAAGGAGUUUGUUGACCUGCUGAAUCUGAGGCCAGGUCAAAAGGUUCUUGACGUGGGCUGUGGAAUAGGGGGGGGGGAUUUCUACAUGGCCAAGAACUUUGGGGUGGAGGUUUUGGGAAUGGACCUUUCAGCAAACAUGGUGCAGAUUGCCAUGGAGAGGGCAGUGCAGGAGAAUGCCCCGCUGGUGCAGUUCGAGGUGUCGGACGCUACUAAGAGAAAUUUUCCACAGAAGUCCUUUGACGUAGUAUACAGCAGAGACACUAUUCUACACAUCAGUGACAAGCUUGAGCUCUUCAGAAAGUUUCAUACAUGGUUGAAGCCAGGUGGUAAGGUCCUAAUCAGUGAUUACUGCUGUGGACAAAAGCCUUGGACUCCGUCUUUCCAGGACUACGUUAACCAGAGAGGCUACAUCCUGUAUACACCACAGAAUUAUGGCAAGGUCUUGGAAGAGGCAGGGUUCAGUGAUGUGAGAGCUGAAGACAGAACUGCCCAGUUCAUUGAAGUGAUAAAAGAUGAGCUGAAGAGGGCAGAGAGGAUUAAGGAUGAAUUUAUACAGGAGUUUUCCCGGGAGGAUUAUGAAGCCGUUGUAAAUGGCUGGACAGAAAAGCUUCAGAGAUGUGAGGCUGGAGACCAGCGCUGGGGACUCUUCUAUGCAACCAGGUCCUGAGAGAAAAAAGCGGAAGAGAGACGCCAUUGGGUGGGAGGGUGACGCUACCCAGUCUGCUGAAGAUUUUAGUUCAAAUGUCAAUAGUUGAAUAAAGCUAAUUUUGCAUUUUUACUGUAGCAUUCUAUAAAUUGGAAGAGAAAAAGAAAAUUAUCGUUUUGAGAUGAUGUUCUGUUUUGAAUGCUUGGUUAUUUUGGGAAAAAAUACAGUGGUAUGCAGAAGUAUGAAGCCUUAAAAGUAUUAAGCUUGUGAAUUUAGAAAAUGAAUAUGUAAUAUUUGAGAAUAUGACAGUUUUGGCUGAUGAGUGGCAAGUGUAGAAUAAGAAAUAAAAUAAAACGUGAUUAUCAA
This is a messenger RNA of Electrophorus electricus (electric eel), 2016 nucleotides long. It is a transcript of the gene pmt, whose product is annotated as phosphoethanolamine methyltransferase. The record is from RefSeq and is a predicted model, not a curated record. Lineage: Eukaryota; Metazoa; Chordata; Actinopteri; Gymnotiformes; Gymnotidae.